AUGGCGACAAGUGCACAAGAGCAAGGCACUGCCGCGAAAUCAGGACUGAGAAAGCCUGUGUUCGUUAAGAUCGACAGUCUCAAGCCGGGGACGAACGGCCACACACUCAUCGUCAAGGUUGUGGAUUCCAACACUGUACUCCAGAAGGGCCGCUCGGUGUCUCAGCACCUUCGCAACACGCGCAUCGCCGAAUGUCUUGUUGGGGACGAGACCGGCGUGAUCGUAUUCACUGCUCGCAACGAGCAAGUUGAUUUGAUGAAACCCAGUACAACUAUAAUCCUCCGAAAUGCAAAGAUCGACAUGUUCAAGGGAUCCAUGAGGCUAGCUGUGGACAAAUGGGGCCGUGUUGAAGUUACUGAACCUGCCACAUUUGAAGUCAAAGAGGAUAAUAAUCUAUCACUUGUUGAGUAUGAACUGGUGAAUGUUGUCGAAGAGUGA
This is a messenger RNA of Ilex paraguariensis (yerba mate), 438 nucleotides long. NCBI's taxonomy places the organism in Eukaryota, Viridiplantae, Streptophyta, Magnoliopsida, Aquifoliales, Aquifoliaceae. The record is from the annotation of a GenBank genome assembly.